Molecule: messenger RNA, 646 nt
Organism: Megalobrama amblycephala (Wuchang bream)
Lineage: Eukaryota; Metazoa; Chordata; Actinopteri; Cypriniformes; Xenocyprididae
Product: protein POLR1D-like
Exons: 3
Coding region: 118-561 (147 amino acids)
Source: RefSeq, a predicted model, not a curated record
GUCAAACGGGGUCCUAAUUUGGGUCCUCAAGUAAACAACAACAGCAGCAGCUAGCAAGAAGAGCCGAAACGAGUUAUAAUUGAAUUGAAUUGAAUGCUGUUUAAGUUGAAAUAAAUCAUGGAUGAUAGUGAGCUAGAGAGGAAAGCAGUGGAGGAGCUCCUUAAAGAAGCUAAUAGAGCAAAAGUCCGUGCCCAGACAAUGGGUCCUGCUGGGUGGAUGAAAUGUCCGCUGGGAAGUACAAACAAGCGCUUUCUGCUGAACACUCUUCGUUCCUCUGCUCUGUCGCGUACUUCUGAGAGAGGAAGAGAUGAACAUAGGUACAACAGAGCUUGUGAAAAACAUCGCAACACAGACUGUGAAAAGUGCAAUCACAAAAAAGUCGAUUCACACAGAAGACCCCAUUCUCACACUUCAAAACAGCACUCUUCGACACGCAGUCAUUCCUCAUCCCGAAGCCACUCCCCCAGCCUCUCCCGGAAGUCAGAUAGGACUCGAUCUCGCUCACCCGUGCGGGACAGUUCUCCAGAUGUCAAAAAAUACACUGACAGAAAGAAAAAAUGAUAUAACACUCUUUGGAGCGUUUGUUUUGGGAGUGCACGUUUGCGGAACAAUAAUAUUAAAAUUGCAUUUUAAAAACCACUAAAAA